GCCACAGGCUGUGUCGGGUGUUGUGAAUGUGCGGUGCAGAUAGUUUGUAACUGGAGUGACGUUUACUAAUAUGUGACAAUGGCGUCUGUCAAAGUAGCAGUACGGGUUCGUCCCUUCAAUCAAAGGGAGAUUGAUAUGGACGCCAAACUCAUAAUUCAAAUGGAUGGAAAGAAAACAAGAAUUCUGAACUCUAAGAUUGUUAAUGGAAAAGACGGUGAUUUUGGACGUGAGAGGUACAAGGAUUUCACUUUUGAUUAUUCUUAUUGGUCAUUUGACUCAUCUGAUGCCCACUACGUUUCUCAGAAAAAGGUCUUCGAAGACUUGGGUACAGAUGUUAUUGAAAGUGCCUUUGAAGGCUAUAAUGCUUGUGUAUUUGCAUAUGGGCAAACAGGCAGUGGAAAAACAUUUACAAUGAUGGGAUCUCCGGAAAACCAAGGACUUAUUCCACGUAUAUGCAAGACAUUGUUUUCACGAAUUCAAGCAGGAAAGGAGCAGGGUACCAGCUAUCGGACUGAAGUUUCGUACCUUGAGAUUUAUAAUGAACGGGUUAAGGACUUGCUAAGGAAGGAUGCUACGCAUACUCUCCGUGUUCGUGAACAUCCUAAGCUUGGACCAUACGUUCAGGACCUUUCACGACAUUUUGUGUCAGAUUAUUCAGAUAUUCAGGAGCUUAUGAUGCGAGGUAACAGUCAACGCACAACAGCAUCCACAAACAUGAACGAUGUAAGCAGUCGUAGUCACGCAAUCUUCACCAUUAUGUUUGUUCAGGCAGGGUUUUCAAACAACAUGCCGAGUGAAACUGGUUCUAAAGUUCAUCUUGUUGAUUUAGCUGGCAGUGAGAGAGCUGAUACCAGCGGAGCCACUGGACAACGCCUGAAAGAAGGCGCUCAUAUUAACAAAUCACUAGUGACUCUGGGCUCUGUAAUUUCAGCCUUAGCUGAACACUCAUCUAAUGAUUCAAAGUCAACUGGGAGAAAUGUAUUUAUUCCUUACCGUGACUCUGUUCUGACAUGGUUACUUAAAGAUAGUUUAGGUGGAAACUCCAAGACCAUAAUGAUAGCAGCUGUGUCCCCAGCAGACUGCAACUAUGGUGAAACUCUGAGUACAUUACGGUAUGCUAACCGUGCUAAGAAUAUCAUUAAUAAACCAACAAUCAAUGAAGAUCCUCAUGUGAAACUGAUUCGAGAAUUACGGGACGAAAUCACAAAAUUACGUGCUCUUCUUGGAAAUGAAUAUACAACUGAAUCGCAACCACAGGUAUUAGCACAGCUUCACCAAAAAGAAGUACAGGAGAAGGUGCUGACAGAAGAAUGGGCGGAAAAAUGGCGUGAAACACAAAAGAUCCUUCAAGAGCAGAAAGCACUUGGUUUAAGAAAGUCUGGUCUGGGAGUUGUCCUUGAUUCUGAUAUGCCUCAUCUUGUUGGCAUUGAUGAUAAUGUUCUUAGCACAGGUGUCACGUUGUAUCACUUAAAGGAGGGUGAGACAUUAAUUGGUACGGAGGAUGCACCCACGCAGCAAGAUAUUGUUCUGGAUGGAGUUGGGGUUGAAGCAGAACACUGCAGUGUUCAGCUGAAGGAUGGUGUAGCUACUCUCAUUCCAAAGCAUUCAGCGCAGUGCUGGGUCAACACAGUUCUGGUUGACAAACCAACUAGACUGUCGCAGGGUUGUAUCAUUGUUUUGGGGCGUAACAUUAUGUUUCGAUACAACGAUCCAGCAGAAGCAGCUAAGUUACGGAAGGAAGGAAGUCGUUCUCAUCUCAGCUUAUCGUGUCUGUCUUUGCUAAGCCGUUCAACUACAGAGCUUGCUUGGUCAACUGAGAAUCUCAGUGCUUCCACGGAAGAUGGAGAACGGGUUGAGGAACUUGAAAUGCAGAGAGUUACCCUUCAAAAAGAAAAAGAAGCAUUUAAGAAAGAACAGGCUGAACGUGAACAAGACUGGGAGCGUGAGCAGCGACGUAAGAGAGAGGCACUUGAGGCAGCCCAGAAGGCAUUAGAGGAGGAACGUCAACAAAUGGAGCAGGAUUAUGAACAACAACGUCGGAAGUUGGCAGAAGAUUGGCAGCGGCUAGAACAACACCAACAGGAUGACUUAGCUGUUCUUAAGCAGAAGGAGGCAGAAUUAUGUAGGAAACGUGAAGCCCUAGAAGCAGAGAGAGCAUUUUCAAUGUCUCAGGUUGAGAGUGAAGGUAAAAUUGUGUCAGCUCUUCGGGAAGAGCUAAUACGCCAACGCAGUGAACUGGAGACUGAAGUGAUACGGCUUCUCACAAACUGCUUCAAAGAUAACAAUCUAUCAAAGGAUAAGGUGUUGGCAGUUGCACAGAAGCUGUUGGACCAAUGGCCAGAUGCUGAAAGCUCAACUCCUAAUUCUUCCAGCCCUGACUCAUGGGCUAGUUUGGGGAUUGAUUCAUCUGAGCCCACUCUGGAGUACGUUAGAGAUCUUGUCAACACAUACCACCAGGAAUUGGGCACUCUUGAAACAGAACUACAGAAAAGGCUGCAGGCAAUGAGUGAACACCAUUCUAGAGUUGAAUCUAUUAACAAUGAGCUUCAAGAAAUGUGCUCAAAGAUGCAGGGAGGAUCAAAAGAAUUUGAAAAAAUGAAGACAUGUUUGGCCCAAAGAACACAGGAGCAGUUACAAGAGAUAAUGCUACGGAAACAGUCAUUAUCACUGGAUCUGAAAAGGGCCACAGUAGUCUCUCCAUCUAUACCUUCUACUGAAGAGACAGUGCUACCCACAUUGUCAAGCUCAGUAGGCACUGGAGACACAUUUCACACAGCAACUUCACCAUGCUCAGAGAAGAAUGACAAUGAGUACCAGCCAGUCAGCAACAACUCCACCAGCUCUUUUGAGCAUGUGUCCCCACUAACCGAGUGUCGUGCAAGUCCAUAUCACAACAACAAGUUGAACAAAAAUGGUAUAAAUUCCGUCUCACAUGGCAUAGGGGCUGUGCAGAUGAUGCAACAGUUGUGUGAACGGAUGGGACAGCAAAAGAUGCUCAUUAUCAGAACACUGGAGGGUGAAAACUGCAGCAAGUCUGAGCUGAAUCAGCAGAUCGCAGUAUUGCAGGAACUGAAGCGGCAAUAUGUUAAACUAGAAAUGGCUCUGGAGCAUCAAACCCAGGGAGACAUCACAGUUAGCAGUGAUGAGUCUGAAGAUCUGUCAACAUCAGCUGAUGAUGGGUUAUCUGAGAACUUGAGUGCGAGCUUGAGGAUAGAUACUCACAGUUAUCAGGAAGACAGUCCAAGACGCAGAGCUUCGCAGAACAUACAUAAGAGAAUUCUUCAUGGCCGACUUGGAUCGCCUGUGAGUCCAAUCCUCUAUACUUCAAAUUCUAGUCAGGGAGAUGCAGAUAGUCUUUCUGCUUACAGUCUCAGCAUCCCUUCCCCCAUAUCUGAUGGCUGUGCAAGUUGGGUGCAGAUACCAUCCUACGUUUUGCGAGGUGCUGGAUCCUUUACUCACUAUGAGUAUGUGGUUCGAGUUUGUGUGGGUGAGGACAGGUGGACAAUUCUGAGACGUUACAAACGCUUCAGAGAGUUACAUCAGCGUAUGUCUGCAAAAUAUGGACCGAAGGUAGAAGCAUUGCCAUUUCCUCCACGCCGCUUCUUCUCAAAAAAAUCAGAAUCUGUGGCUCGACUGCGUCGUGUCCAAUUGGAGACAUAUCUACGGCAGCUGCUUGAAGUAUGUUCCACAAUAGAAAGUUGUCCUUUAUUCUCUUGCGUACAGAAUCCAACUCGACUUGCACUUCUCGAGUUUUCUUCUUUUUUCCGGAAAGGUGUGUUUGAAACAGGGAAGUUUGGCACAAGUUAAUGCCAUUUUGUAAUGGAGAGCAAGCUCUUUCUGGACUAAUGAAGUGUGAUACAUGUUAUUAAGUAAGCUGUGUAAUAAUUUAUUGCAAGCCAGCUACUUAUGCUGCUCUUGUGCAACUGUUAUUUUUCAGAAUUUUGUUCUGAAAGUCUUUACUGGUUUUGUUUGACGACACACUCAGCUGUUUAAUGAGAUGCAUAUCUGAAAAGAGUAUGUAAAUGAAGAAUAAUAUAUGUAAAGAAUGGUUGAGCAUGGAGCUUAGUAUUUUGAUGGCAGAUCAUAUUUCCAUGACAAAAGUGUUUUGUAAUUUUUUAACAGUGUAGUACACACAGAGAAUAGCAAUAUUUAAUUUUUGUUGAUAUUUACUUUUCUACAGUAUUCAGUGAGGUUUCUCAUUUCUUCUCUUCUUUUAAUGAUGCAGACAAGCUCAUAUUUUUAUAAAUCACAGAUGAAUAUGUAAUGGCCUGUAAGAUGCAAACUGCUUAUACCUAUUUACUUUAUUUUAUGGUUUAUCUAAAUAAAGUUUUGUGUAAACAAGCUAUUCUGUAAGUGAUAUGAAAAUACUAUAAUCUGUUUAAUUUCCAAAUGUAUCUGAAUUGAAGAGUGGUAAUCAUGUGAGUCUCAAUAAUAAAAGGAGAUGUUAAAAAAAUGUAAGAAGGGAGGAAGAUAAGUGGCUACAAUAUUUUGGAUUUCAUUAUUAUUAUCCUGCAGAUAAAAUUUCUCUGAUUUUGCCAAGUUGUGAAAUAUUAUACAAGUUGAAGUAAUUGUAGAAACUGUUCAAUUUCAAGAAACUGUGCUCAAUAAUAUUUAGUGUACAAUUAUUUCUACAAUAUUUUCUUCAUGAUAUGGGAUUAAUUUGAUUAAAAUACUGCUUUAAUGAAGCUUUUAGUAAUUCUAUAAUUAUAAUGAGCAUCUUCUUUGUAUAUCUGCACACGAAUAUUUUGCCCCAGUUUCUCUAUGUAAACAUUGUAAUGGUUUUCCUCUUUUUGUCAUCACAUUAUUCAUCUUCACCCUUUCCUGUUAGUCUUACUCCUUUAUGUCUUUCAAGUAAUUUAUGUUGAGACUAAUCUGCCAAAAGCAUUAUAUAAAGAGACGUUUGAGUGAUUUAGUGUUACUCAAUUCCCUGUCUUACAACCUGUUUGGCAGUUCUGUACAUGAUACCUCAUAGAGAUAUCUUGCAAUGUGUAUCCAAAAUAACUUGUUGAUCUCUCUCAUUGAGAGAUGCAAUAGUAGUUAACACAGAUGAAAUUGGACCCCUAUUACUUAAAAGAUAUUUGUAACCUAUAACAUAGUCAUGUUAUCAAAAUGAGUAUGAAAGGUAUUCAGUACUAUUCUUAUCAUUAUUAUUUUAAUUGUAAGAUACAAACUCACUCUUUGUACAUUUGCUGAUAAGCCGUGUUUCUGAAACUUUAGAAUACAACACUGGCUUCAUCAUCAUCAUUAUUUCCUCCUCCUCCUCCUCCUUCUCCUCCUCCCCCUGUUUUGGAGGGGUGGUGGGUUUAUGAUGUAUGGAUGUGAAAGAAUUGUUGUCAAUAACAAUUAUUCUGUGUUACUGAGACAAAUGCAUUCUUGUAGGAGUUAUUAAAAAAUGAAUGCAAACAAUCCUUGAGAACUGUAAGCUGUGUCUUCAAUUUUUUGUUUUACGUUGUUAAUGUAGGAAACAAUAAGUACUGAGUUAUGUUCACCAUUUUUUUCGUGAAAAUUAUUUGCAAAUGCAUUGAUUUUGCACUAAAAAAAAUUAAGAAUGGAUAUAAAUUAUAUUUAAAUAUCACUUGUCUAAUGACUAUGCAUGGAUUGUGAAUUGUUGAUAUUCACCAUUCAUUAGCUUUCCAAAUCAUUUGUCAACCCUGCUGUUUGCAUUGUUCUUCAUUUUCUCUUUACAUUUUGAAGAAGCGAUCAGUAUGAAAAAAUUACAUCGAGCAUUCACAGAUUUAUGUUUCUCUUUGGGUCAAUUACGGUCCUUAAAGCAAUUUUUACUUGCAAUCUUGAUUUUUUGUGUUAUUUGGACAAUAUUGUCUUAAGUGUAGUGAAUUUGCACUGGGUUUAUUCCUAUAUGGAAGUUACCUGGUUCAAACUCUGUCUGAAUGAAGAGUGUGCCAUUUUCUUGUUAAAAUAAAAAAGUUGCACAGUAAAUGGAAAUUAGUUUGGCUGUUCCUCAUAUAAACUGAGUAGUUUGUGUAAUAUGACAGGAAGAUGCUUCUUCUUUCUUACAUAAUUUGGACCUAUGCUGUUGGUGUUAUUGUGGAAAAUUCUCCCUCUGUUUAUUGUUCAUUGCAGAAGAGAUGACAAGUAAUAAACUAAAUAACAGUAGAAAUUUAUCUCAAAAAAUAUUUAAACUUAAAUGUUUUUGAUAAUGUUCAGAAAUUAAUGGGAAAAGGAAGUGAUGAAUCAACAGAAAAUUCUCUCCAGAAAACUAUAAAGUUAUGACACAAUUGGUGGCUAGUGCUUUCCUUCAGGACAAAUGUCUGUACUGCAAAUAGACACUACUACAUACACUAUCCUAGCUUUUGGACCUAACAGUUCCUUCCUUCUGGAGCAGAGAGGGAUAUAUUGGGAAAGGUUAAAAAUGAAAUCUAUCCUCCCCGAGGGAGGAACUGUUAGUUCUCAAAGUAAGGAUACUGUAUCUCUUCUGGCACUACUGACAUUUCUUGUGAAAGUACUUACCACAAGUUCUGUCUGAAAAGAAGUGAUAUGGCAGAAAGCAGGAUGUGAGGCACAAUAAAACAUUUAGUUCCAUAGUUCUCAGAAGGACAUAUUUAAAUAUGAUGGUGUAGAAGAGUAAUUAGUAAAUAAUGCAGAUCUUUCAGGAAGUUUCCAUCUCAGAAGGGAUGCUUAUUGAUAAAUUAUCUCCAAAUUGUGUGAAGGAAAUAAAAUUGUUACCAGGAGUAUAGAUAUAGAUAAAAAAGAAAUUACAAGAGGAAGGAAUGAAGAGGUUAUAUUCACAGGAAAUAGCGUAGAGCAUAGAGAGGAGAGGAGAAUAGAUUCACAAUGAAGGGAGGCUGAAAGAGGAUAUCAAUUAUUGUAUUUCCAAAAGUAAGCUUAAACCAAUAUGCAGUGAAUUCGGAGUAGAUGUGUGUAAAAAAAAAUAUUCUUAAUGCAGGAGAAAGUAUAGGUUUUACAUAUUGUUACACUGUAAUAGGACAUCUUUCUUCUUACAUUACAAUGCUUAAUUGAUCUAAACUAUUAUUGUUUUCCUACUCACCAUUCACUCUUAAAGACUGCCAACACUGCAUUUCCUUUUUCUUUGCCUCAUUGCAUUCAUUAUUUAUUUAUUCU
Molecule: messenger RNA, 7080 nt
Organism: Schistocerca piceifrons (Central American locust)
Lineage: Eukaryota; Metazoa; Arthropoda; Insecta; Orthoptera; Acrididae
Gene: Klp98A
Product: kinesin-like protein Klp98A
Exons: 26
Coding region: 79-3807 (1242 amino acids)
Biological process (GO): microtubule-based movement
Molecular function (GO): microtubule motor activity; phosphatidylinositol binding; microtubule binding
Source: RefSeq, a predicted model, not a curated record